AUGCGGGCUUCGUGGUGGAUCGGAGUCUGGGCCUCAUUCCUCCCAUCUGUACUCUCGAUCGAGACGGCGCCCUUUUCAGCACCGCAAACUAUCGAGUCCAAUAAACGAGCCUUCGAAGUCCUCCAGGUUCUCAGGCGAGCCGACAACAACUGCCCGACAGGAUACAAUCCGUGUACCAGUCUGGGCAACUCGAGCGCCUGUUGCAGACAAGGAACAACCUGUUCGCGCGAUGCCGCCAACAACAUCGCCUGCUGUCCGACCGGUGCCAGCUGUACAGGCAGUUUGACCGGAGCAUCGACAGCCACAAACACCGGUACUAGCUUCAUCUUCCCCCAGGGUGCGACUGCGGCGACGACGACAACGACCGCCGCCUCGGGCGGUGCCUCGAUCACCGGCUCCACGAUCUCCGGGGCAUACCCGUUUAUUAAUGUCCCAACAACCUUUGCUAAUGCCGCCACCUGCUCAUCAUACUACUCGCUCUGCCAGUCGGAAUACUCUCAAUGUACUGCGCAGCUCAUGGGACGCUAUGGAGUGACGAUCGGAGGAGCGGGCGGGGCAGGCGUAACGGUGGAAGCCGUGACUGCAACCGCCCAGGCGACUUCGAUCUGCUCUAGUCUGAGCCAGCAGGCCUGCCAUGGACUUCAAUUGAACUACUGCGCAACUGCGGCGACGGGCACAGCAAAUGCUGCUAGCGGGAAUGGAGCGCUGCCUGUGCGGACGACGAGUCUCCAUGACUUAAUGCUGGGCCUGAUGGUAGGCAUUGCAGGAGUGUUUAUUUGA
Molecule: messenger RNA, 780 nt
Organism: Penicillium subrubescens
Lineage: Eukaryota; Fungi; Ascomycota; Eurotiomycetes; Eurotiales; Aspergillaceae
Exons: 1
Coding region: 1-780 (259 amino acids)
Source: RefSeq, a predicted model, not a curated record